AUUGAGCUGUGUCAUCAGUUCCCUCACGGUAUCACAGACCAGGUGAUUCAAAAUGAUAUGCCUCACAUGGAAGCCCAGCAGCGAGCCAUGGCGAUCAACAGGCUGCUCUCGAUGGGGCAACUGGACCUUCUCAGGAGCAAUGCAGGUCUCCUAUAUAGAAUCAAAGAGUCUCAAAAUGCAAGUAAAAUGAAAGGCUCUGACAAUCAAGAGAAGCUGGUUUACCAAAUUAUAGAAGAUGCAGGCAACAAAGGUAUUUGGAGCAGGGACAUUAGAUACAAAAGUAAUUUGCCUUUAACGGAGAUCAACAAGAUACUGAAAAACUUGGAAAGCAAGAAACUAAUUAAAGCAGUUAAAUCUGUGGCAGCAUCCAAGAAGAAGGUGUAUAUGCUAUAUAACCUGCAGCCUGACCGGUCAGUGACUGGUGGGGCUUGGUACAGUGACCAAGACUUUGAGUCUGAAUUUGUGGAGGUGUUAAAUCAACAGUGUUUUAAAUUUCUACAGAGUAAGGCGGAAGCAGCUCGAGAGAGCAAACAGAACCCCAUGAUACAGAGGAACAGCUCAUUUGCCUCAUCCCAUGAGGUGUGGAAAUACAUCUGUGAACUGGGUAUCAGUAAGGUAGAGUUGUCAAUGGAAGACAUUGAAACCAUUUUAAAUACGCUAAUAUAUGAUGGAAAAGUGGAGAUGACUAUUAUUGCUGCAAAGGAGGGGACGGUAGGCAGUGUGGAUGGACAGAUGAAGUUGUACAGAGCCGUUAGUCCUCUCAUACAACCCACUGGAUUAGUCAGGACGCCAUGCGGACUCUGCCCUGUUUUUGAUGAUUGCCAUGAAGGUGGUGAGAUUUCUCCAUCAAACUGUAUUUAUAUGACAGAGUGGCUGGAAUUUUAAAGUAAAGGAAAACUGUAAACUGGAUUCACACGUCACAGCCAAGGUGACAAAGCAGUUUGCUAUUUUUAAAAGUGGACUUCCAAAUUUGUGAGCAACUUCAGGACAUGGAGUGACUUUGUUUUUAAUGAAACAUAAAGCAGCGUGUCAGUUGCGUGAGCAGUCCUGUGAGCGGACUGGAAAUCAAGUUAGCACUGAAGAUCAAGGCUGAAGUGGAAAUGUAGAUCCAUUCUUGUACCAAA
Molecule: messenger RNA, 1124 nt
Organism: Fulmarus glacialis (Northern fulmar)
Lineage: Eukaryota; Metazoa; Chordata; Aves; Procellariiformes; Procellariidae
Gene: POLR3F
Product: polymerase (RNA) III (DNA directed) polypeptide F, 39 kDa
Exons: 8
Coding region: 58-885 (275 amino acids)
Biological process (GO): transcription by RNA polymerase III
Cellular component (GO): RNA polymerase III complex
Source: RefSeq, a predicted model, not a curated record